AUGGAACCAGGAGUAAAAGAAAAGGAAUACACAACAAAAAUUGGAUCAGCCUAUGAAUCUAAUGUUGCAUUAGAAGCAUCUGAUGUAAAAUUAGUAAAAGACAAAGUUUCAACAGGGACAGCUGUUGAUGCUUAUGAAGAAAUUACAAAGAGUGAAGUCACAUCGUUAGAUGAUUGGGAGGACGUUCAUAGAUCAUGCUUGUCGGAAAUCCCACCAAUUGAUCCAGAAAUCUUGAAUGAUUUAGAGAUAAGAGCUAGUGACGUAGCAGGGAACUUGGAUCACAUGCUCAAAGCUUUAGCCAACAGUUUGAAAGCCAUGUCCCAAGUGAGCACAGAUUGCCUUAGUGCUUAUGAUACUUGUGUUGAUCAUGUGAGCGAGGCAGUGGAUGUGAACAUUAAAUCUAUGUACACUCUGAUUGCAAGAUGUGAAGAACUGAAUGCAAGCCUCAAACCAGUUCAAAACUUGGCUGAACAAGUAAAGGAAAUUAAGAGAACGUUAGAUGUUUUUGAAGCAGUUUGCAAGUGACUGUGGACUAAGAUCUUCUUUUACAUUCAAGGCUUCUGUGGUCUCAGUACAGAUCUUUCUGUCAGUGUUAAAUUUGUAUUGGGGUGUCCAUGUUAAUUAGUUAAGGUUUGUCUACUUUCAAGAGCAAAAAUAAUAUCCCUGCUUCUUCACUCAGUGGCUGUCAUGAACAAUAACCCUUUGGCCCGAUUAAGAGUGACUAGUUACUAAUUUCUCCUAAUAUUAUCACUGAAUCAUUCAUUAAGGUCACAAAAUAAAAGAAAUGUUCACUGUUCGGGUAAAAGAGUUAAUAAUGUAUUUUGAAAUGUAUGGAAACAUUAUGCAGAAUAUACAUACUGAUUUUAGGGUGUAAAAAGUUAUAGCCUGAUAUAUAGCCUGAAAUAAAAUUUAGUCAUGGAAAGUCUCAAUAUAGAUAGCUCCUCUUUUUUACCAUUUCAAUUAACAGUGAAAACAGAUCAGCCAGAGAAUUUCAUAAAAUUAAUUUAUUGUAAACCAUGUAUCACUGUCACUAAUGCUGUACCAAUACAACGUAUGUCCCACAAGCAUGCAUGGUGAUGAAUUCAGUGAGCAGUUUUCAUUGCUUAACCCUUAAACUCCAUGGAGUGACCAAGAGAGAAUUUCUACAUGCAAUAUGAAUACAAAUGUUCACCAACUGAAGGGGUUCUUGAUUGCUAAACAAAUUCUCAUUGUCAGCAUGUUAGCAUGGGGAAGCAUGUACAAAUUUUACAAACUGUAAAGAAAGCACAAACAAAACGGAACCACACCAUAAGGCUUUUUCUUUUAUUGUGUGUAUUAUUAUUAGUGUUGUAUAAUAGGUUGUGGUUUUUCAGUGUGGUAAAUAGCACUUUGUUUCUCUCUACACAAAAAAACCCAAAGACACUGACCACCACCACUGAACCCCCACCAAGUUCAGAUCCACCCCAGUUCUGCUCUACGUCAAAUUAUUGGUUGGAUGCAGACAACAGAGGAAAACUGAUCUGAAAGAUGUACCUAUCACAGCCCUGGAAUUCCAUCCAAUCACAGCAGAGCACAACAGGAUAAAGGUGACUUGUGCUCAACUGACUCCAUCACAUGAAGAAGACCAGCAGUAUGCAAUAAAAACCUCGCAACCCACAUCUGAAGUGACUACAUCAUGA
Pocillopora meandrina is the source of this 1658-nucleotide messenger RNA. Lineage: Eukaryota; Metazoa; Cnidaria; Anthozoa; Scleractinia; Pocilloporidae. The record is from the annotation of a GenBank genome assembly.